UAACGUAUCGUGAUAAUGGAUAGUGUUAUGAUUGGAGGUCCUGGUGGGAGGACGUGCUUUUAUAAUCAAACAUUUGCAAACAUCAACAAAGAAUAGCUGUUCAUUCCGUAGACAUACCAUUUGUGGAACAGAAUGCAUCACCUGAUCUGAUAUACUGUGGAAAGUCUUCAAUAAACGGAAUGCAAGUCACGAGAUUUAUUUAGAGUUUAUAAUGGCUGCGAUCGAUAAGGAAGAUCAGGAGAUCACGCUGGAGGGAACAUCACAGAAUGACGCUAAGGAGAAAAAGCCGGAGAAAGUCAGUGAAAAAGAACUAAAGAAAAGAACGCAGUCUAUUGUGGACCCAGCACACGUUGACAUUGCAUUUCCAAUUAAACAGCUGAGAUUUCGACGAGAAAAUAAGUUAAAAGUGCUAAUGGUACUGCUGUUUUUUGUGAUUAUUAGCGGAGUGGUUUGUAUUUACAUAUUUUUUGAACCAGAGAAUUUAUAUUUUGAUAUUGGAGAAACACGAUUUGAAUUACGUAGUCACAGGUUUGUGGUUCAAUACACCAAUCGGACUGUGCUUACAGGCAAUUUAGGACAAAAUAUUCCAAAAGAUGUCAAACCAUUUUAUUGUCGAAACUCAAAAACAGAAAUUUGUCUACGAUGGAUGGAUAUUGGAUCAUUAACUAUUCAACAGAACCUGAUUGGUUCAACAGAAAUUUAUGAGGUGACCUGGGUGGCAUGGAAACAGGGUCUUGAACUCACUGAUUGUUAUUCAUUUGGUGAUUAUUCAUGGUACGGGGGUGCUAUACUACCAGACCAAUCAUGGCCAAUUCAGUACUGGAAUAAAUCACAGUUCAUCCCUUUCAUAACAGCGGCAAGCAGCGGUAAUUAUGGUUAUGGAUCUCUUCAGGAUCGCUAUUGGUUGUCGUCAAGCGGCGUAGCAAUCACCGUUAAUAGAACUACUCCACUAUUUGUUAAUAUUGUUAAUAAUUCACAAAUUUGUUUCAAGUCAGUGUUUUCCAAUCCAUACACUCAGAUGCCAAGUAACCCAUUAGAACUGCAAUACAGUAUUAUUGUUGAUAAAUCUAUUUCAUCUGUUCAAAAAUUUGCUAAAUCUACAAUAUUUCCACAGCCAAAAACAGUGCGGGAAUCCUUGUUCGGUACUGUAAUUUGGAGUUUGGAAGAUUUGAUACAUGGAGAUUGUCUAACACAAAAUGAUGUAUUAAAUUUUGCAGAUGAUAUAGAGUCGCAUGGGUACAAUGCUAAUAUUUUAGAAAUCCCAGAGGGAUUUGCUUCUAAGUACGGAGAUUUUAACUUUGACCCCCAAAGGUUUCCCAAUCCAUCUGAAAUGUUCCAGGUUCUUCAUGAUAAAGGUUGGAAGAUAAUUUUAGUGAUUGGGAUUCUUGUAAACACAAAUUCUGAUGCAUUUAUAGAGGGUGUUUCAAAUGAAUUCUGGGUAAAAGAACCACAAGGAUUGGUACCAGGUCUUGUGCAAUGGGAUUAUGGGAUUGGAGCAUUACUUGAUGUAACAAAUGAUAAUGCUGUAUUGUGGUUUGUCAACAGAUUGAAUAACUUUAGAACAAAUUUCAAUAUUGAUUACUUCUCGUUUAAAUAUGGUCAAGCUAGCUAUCUCCCAUUUGGAUUCAAGACAAAGUUGCCGCUGACGAAUCCUUCGGAUUUCACGCAAAUGUAUGUGGAAUCGAUGCAGCAAGUUGACGGAUCUUUAGCCACUACCUCGAGUUAUCAGAAUCAAGAUUUGGAUCUACAUUUUCAACUUGAGCCAGCAAAUUCUACAUGGCUACCCACAAAUGGAUUAAAGAGUGUUAUCCCAUCUGUUCUUAAUCUGGCUGUUCUUGGCUAUCCAUACUUUAUCCCAAGUUCAAUUGGUGGAUCACAAAAUGUGCAGAAAAAUUGUAGCCAAUCAGACUUGAUGUUUGAUAAUAACACAGAGUUGUAUAUUCGAUGGUUAGGAUUGCAAGCAUUUUUUCCUAUAAUGAAAUUUUCUGUUCCACCCUGGAAAUUAGAUGAUAAUAUAGAUUCUAUUGCCAAAAAAUGGGUUAAAUUUCAUGAAGAUGUUGUGAAAAACAAGUAUAUAGACCAAGUAGGAUCUUCCGAGGAACCUUUAACCUUGAUACAGCCUCUCUGGCUUACUGAAGACUUGAAAGGUAUUGAAUCUGAUGUUAUUGAAACAACAUUUAUGAUUGGGAAUUCCACUGUUGUUGCCCCUAUCUUAAACGCAGGCGAAACAAGCAGAAAGGUUUACCUACCAAAAGGGACAUGGACUUUUUCUUUAGGAAGUGGAUUAAUGCCUGGGGGAAAAAUGAUUACAAUUAGAGAUAUAACUAUUGAUAGUAUUGCCUAUUUUGAACUCACAAGUGACAAUAAAGAUUAAUCCAAAUUUACUUUUCAUAUAAGAUAAAUAUUUUUUAUAUUAUUUGAAAGUUGAACACAAAAAUUUAUUUUGGAGUAGGAAAAAGCACAAACACACAUGUGUAUAUAAUAAUUGAUUAUAAUAUUUGAUUAUUAAAACUUUUUCAUUACAGUUCGCAGAACUGAAUUGAGAAAAAAUUAACAAUAAAGUACAUAGAACAGGAAAUCAUUCUAAAUUCAAACUGCAAUUGUGAUUAUUAAUUAUUUAAUUAUUACAAUUGUUAUUAUAUUCAUUUAUUACAAUAUAAGUAUUACAAUUGUUGUUGUAUUCAUUUAUUACUAUAAAAGUAUAACAAUUAUUACAAAUAAAUACAUACAUAUGUAUAUAUAUAAUUUUUAGUCAGCUAAACAUGCUGCAAAAGUGUAUAAUAGUAAUAAUAGUAUAGCAAAUGUACAAAUAUAUAAGGAAACUAGAAAUUGUAUGAAAAUAUAAAUAUACAAAUGUGUUGUUAUAUCAGUUACUACAAAUAUAAUAUGAAAUGAAAUAUUACACAUAGAAAGAUUUGGUGGUGGUAAGCAUACCAGUUUGCUUAGUGCAAUUUUAAUUUUUCUAGUUCUACUUGCUUUUUUCUUUUCAUUUAAAAAACACAGAGCAUACUUUGGAAUGUUUUUAAUUUGUACCAGAGAAGAAUUAUUUUUCUAUGAUGAUACAAGCAAUAAUCAUUUUAGCUAUUUCUUUACACAUGUCUAAAAGAUUAUUGUAGAUUACUUUUACGGUACAAGUGUUAUGGCAACUGAUUGAGAAUGAGUUUAUGUGAUCAAGUAAGAUUAUCAGAAAUGAAAUUUAGUUCCGGAUUUCUGUUGUCGUUCAAAUUAAAUGCACAUGUAAAAAUGGUGAAGAAAAAAAUGUCAUCCAGAAAUGUGAAAGUAUUAAUCUUGUAUUAAGAUUAUUAUAUAUAUUGCUUUAUAGUGUUGUGGGAAGGAUAUUAAAAUGCGGUAAUGAAUUGAUAAGCUGCCAACAAUGCUAUGAAUAGAAAAACUAUCCCAGAAUGCAUCUUGUUUACUUAUUGGACAGUUAAAGUUUUCAAUCCAAAUGGCAAAGGGCUGACCUUUCACCAUCUGUCAGUAGUAAAACUCUUAUCAACAAAAUGAAGGCAAAUGUACAAAACUAGCUCUUGGUAAAUACAAUUUUUAUGCAAAAAUAUGUGCAAAUGUGAGGGGUGCAUAAUUAUGAAAAAACAUUUUAAUUACAUUAAUUAUGCAUAAUAUAAUGCAAUUAAUAGGUUAUACAAUGAUAUAGAAAUAUAUUUUAUAGAGGUGUUAAUUUUUGUUUUACAGUGUCUGUUGUCUUACAUAAGAAAAUGUGUAUAUAUAAAUAUAUAUAAAACUACAAAAGAUUAAUUGAAAAAGAUAAUUUCUUGAAUCUAUCAGUACCUACAGUAUUUUCCCAGUUUUCCAUUUCUUCAGCAAUAAAAUUAAUUAGUGCACAAUUGAUAAAAAGAAGGAAUCUCUUAUAGUUAAGUAAUAAAUCAUUUUGUAGUUUCAACUGUGCAUGCCUAUGUCAAAGGUAAUGGCAAAUGAAGCAUAUCACAAGAAUGUAUGCAAUCGUGAAGGUUAAAUGGUAAAAUAUUCUGUUUAUGAGUGUAUGUGUUGUGUACAAUUUUUCUUGUUUCCUUAUUUCCUUCAGCAAGUACACUCGCCACUUAAGGAAUGAUAAGUCUCCUAUUGAGGCCUAGGGACUGGUGGUGUUUUAAGUUGUGAGAAACUAUAACAGGAAUUGAACCCAGGACCCUGGGAUAAGAAGGCAAGCAUCUUAACCACUAUGCUACUCAACUCCUCUCAAGUUACGCACAUUACUGUGUUGGCCAAAUGUCAUUCUGCCUAGACUGCCAUCGAUAAUCCACAGACAGCUUAUCAUGUCCUUAAUUACUUGCAGACAUGGAGCGUUUUUUUUAGCUAGCCGAUGCAGUGCGAGUCUGGUUUAAUAGGCUAGAUAUCAUAACGUUCGACAAUCGCAGCUGAAUGUACAAAAGAGUUUAAAUAAACCUGUAAUAUAAAUUAAGAUAUUUUUGAUAUUUUUUUAAGAUAAUUAUAUUUAAUAUGUUAUAGUUGUAUGGAACUUUUUGAUGUGCUGUUUUUGUCUGAUAUACUAUACAGUAAAAGAAUUAAACAUUAUUUGAAGAUUUU
Molecule: messenger RNA, 4539 nt
Organism: Anneissia japonica
Lineage: Eukaryota; Metazoa; Echinodermata; Crinoidea; Comatulida; Comatulidae
Product: myogenesis-regulating glycosidase-like
Exons: 2
Coding region: 212-2374 (720 amino acids)
Biological process (GO): carbohydrate metabolic process
Molecular function (GO): hydrolase activity, hydrolyzing O-glycosyl compounds
Source: RefSeq, a predicted model, not a curated record